Molecule: messenger RNA, 1038 nt
Organism: Brugia malayi
Lineage: Eukaryota; Metazoa; Nematoda; Chromadorea; Rhabditida; Onchocercidae
Product: Serine/threonine protein phosphatase PP-Z, putative
Exons: 7
Coding region: 1-1038 (345 amino acids)
Cellular component (GO): cytoplasm; nucleus
Molecular function (GO): protein serine/threonine phosphatase activity
Source: RefSeq, a predicted model, not a curated record
AUGACGGAGCAGCUGUCAGUAUUAGCGGAUCGAAUAAUACAUCGUUUAAUGACCGAUCAAUUUUUGGAUGGUUUUUCUGAUCACCAACUGAUCACAAUUAUUGAUGCUGUUUGUAAAAUAUUGCAACCAAUUGGUUGUUUGAUUCAAAUUUCUGCACCGGUUAUUAUUUUCGGUGAUAUUCAUGGACAAUUUGGUGAUUUAAUGCGUUAUUUUAAAAUUGUUGGUACACCACCGGAACAAAAUUUUCUCUUUUUGGGUGAUUAUAUUGAUCGAUGUAAAAAGGGUCUUGAAGUUGUAAUGUUGUUAUUUUGUUUUAAAGUGAAAUAUCCAGACAGAGUAAACCUUUUGCGUGGUAACCAUGAAUGUACAAAAAUGAAUCGAACUUAUGGAUUUUAUCAAGAGUGUAAACGAGUACGAACAACAUCGCUUUGGAAAAUAUUCCAGAAAGCAUUCAAUGAAUUACCACUAUGUGCAAAUGUUAACAAUCGAUUAAUUUGUAUGCAUGGCGGUAUAAGUCCUUUAAUACACGGAUGGCAUUCAUUGAAGAAUUUGAAGAAGCCAAGAAAUCAAGCAGAUUGUGAUUCCGGCUUAGCACUUGAUUUGAUGUGGUCUGAUCCGGAUAAUGAUCCAUGCGCUAAAGGUUUUACACCCAAUAAAAUUCGCAAUGCUUCAUGGAUGUUUGGACAAGAUAUGAUUAAAGAAUGCAUCGCGGCGCUAGAUGUUGAUAUGAUUGUACGAGCGCAUGAAGUAGUAAAAAAUGGUCAUCAUAUCGAUUGUGAUGGUAAAAUUUGUACCGUUUUUUCUGCACCAAAUUAUUGUGGUACCGAUGGUAAUUGUGGAUCAAUUAUGCGUGUUACCGAUGAUCUGAAAAUUUCAUUUGUAACAUUGAAACCAAAAUUAGAUUUACAAAAAUUAAGCGCCGAACAGCUUGCUGAACUUGAAAAACAAAGUCGAUCGAGUGCUGCUAAAAGUCCUAAUCCAGGGACAAAUUUGCUUCCAACGGAAAUAAUUACACCAAUCAAUAAGGGAAAACAGUAA